This is a messenger RNA of Spinacia oleracea (spinach), 1119 nucleotides long. RefSeq lists its product as uncharacterized. Gene Ontology annotation, cellular component: SOSS complex. NCBI's taxonomy places the organism in Eukaryota, Viridiplantae, Streptophyta, Magnoliopsida, Caryophyllales, Amaranthaceae. Bases 225 to 638 code for a protein of 137 amino acids. The transcript has 2 exons. Gene Ontology annotation, biological process: double-strand break repair via homologous recombination; response to ionizing radiation; mitotic G2/M transition checkpoint. Gene Ontology annotation, molecular function: DNA binding. The record is from RefSeq and is a predicted model, not a curated record.
UAAAAAUAAAAAAUGAAAAGAUUUUCAAAGUUUUACGUGGUCAGUCAUCACUCUCUCUCACACUCUGAGUCUCUGUAUCUACUCGCCGCCGGCGAGAGAAGUCCCAAACCUCCUCCACCGCUUCAAGACCAGCAUCUGACUCCCUUCCCACUGGACACCCUACCAUCGCCGCGCCCACUCGCCCUCCACCUCUCUCGAAUUCAAAUAGGGAACUCAUUGUUGUGAUGGUGUUCUUAAAGGACAUUACACCAGCUGCAUCAAAUAAUAUAGACACUAGAUUCAUACUUUUGGACACAGGAAAGAUAUCUGCAGAAGGCCAAAACAAGACAUGUUUGGCACUUGUGGCAGAUGAGACUGCUGCAGUUCAUUUUCAGCUCUGGGGACAGGAAUGUGAUACUUUCCAGACAGGUGAUAUCAUGCACCUCUCCAAUGGCAUAUUUUCUUACCAGCGUAAAAAUCUUGUGUUAAGGGCAGGCAAGAGAGGGAAGAUUGAGAAGACCGGUGAAUUUACAUUGUCAUAUGUCGAAAUGCCAAAUAUGAGUGAAAUUAAUUGGGUUCUUGAUCCUAAUAACCGAAACAAGUAUAUUCAGGGAACUAUAAUUUCUAAUUACUCACGCAUCUUUCCUCCGGUUCGUUAGCUUUGGUGUCCUUUUGUUAAGAGUUUGUUGUAUAGUUUUCCAUCUCAAGCCGUAUUGCCUCUGUUACUUUGUGAAACAUUCCUACUGCAAGAGUGGCAUGACAGUGACUGUUCAGAACAGCUAUUGGAAAACUUUGUUUCUGUCACUUGUGUGGGCUACAAAUAUAUUAUAUAACGAGCUACCGUUACUUCUAGAUAGACAGAUGAGUCGUGUCAAUUUUGUGUCUGGUACCUCGAUCAGCUGUUUUUAGGAGUAUUUAUCAUUGUACAUAUCUGCUAUCGAUGACAUUUUGUGGAAUGUUUUAUUACUCCAGCAUUGUUUAUUCUUCGAUGGUAAAAAUUGUGUUUGCUUGAUGUGAAAUGGCAAGUGGUAACAUCACUUAUUUGGCACCAAAAGUUGUUUGUAAAUAUUGUUAUUGCAAAUUGUCAUGCAAUGCAAUUCAUGAUUAUACUCCUCAAGAGUCUACUACUAAUUUCGUUGA